GGGGUUUAAACUAUACUAAAGUAGAUAAUAUAUCUACAAUUCCCUUUUGUCCCUCUCCCCUCCCCCCUUCUUUUUCUUCUUCACCUUAUCUACCUACUAUCCACCCUUCUACCACACCCAAAAUCCUCACCAAUACUCCCCCCUCAUCCUCGUCUAUUCUGGUCUGGAUCAUGCCAUCCGUGGUUCUCCCGUCUUUUACCAUCGCCCUCUCUGGAAAGCUUCUCCGCCCGCUUGUGCCUCGUUUGAUUGGCUCGGACUAGUCGUUUCGUGUUUCGCCCAAAUCAACCUGUUGUCCCUCCCGGUGCAACGUCAUCCUUAUUCGCAUAUUAGUCGUCGGAUUGCUAUUUUUGUCCCCAUCGCUAUAUAUUACCGUCUCCAUAAUAUAUUCCCACCUCUUUCACUGUUACGGUCUACCCGGUGCGCAAUCAAGCGGUUGACCGCAACAUGUCCACCACCAGCACUUAUUCCCCGUUUCGCAUCUCUCCCCGCGAUCGCGCCAAUUUGGAUCGCAAUGAGGCUUUCAGGCUUGUGAGGGAGCAUCUGAGGCGCCAGGAACUGGGCAUGAAAGCUCCUAGCUUUUGUGCCGAGCAUCGCCAUGAUACCCCCAGUCAAGAACAAGAAACCUUCCGGCUCCAUCGCGAUAUCAUCCACACCAUCCUUCUCCCUCUCUUUCUGCUCCACCACCAAGCCUCGCGUAUCGCAACCAAUGUGCUGCCACGCUACAAAGGCGCAGAAUGCGAACGGGCGUUCCGUGGUGAGGCGCGUGGUGCUUAUGCUUGGCUGCAUUCCAUUUUGAGCGAAGAGCAUGAUUGGUAUUUGACCGAACGCUGUCCCGCCUGUAUCGUUCUGCACGUUAUGAACUCGGAGCCGACCAUUCGAUUUGUCGCCGUGGCGUGUCUCCUGUCAGACCACUUGCAGGGUCUGGACCUCCCGAGCGCCAAGAGACGGCUGCCUAACUUCGACUUCUGGUACGAAUCACUCGAGAAUGCCGUUCGCCAGGAUACGUUUUGGGGCGAUGGCUUCUGGCCGGACAUUGAAUAUCGCGCCUGUGCCUUGACCGAUGGUGUGAAGCAGCUGGUGCUGCAGUGCUUGGAGCUGCAGGCUGCUCUGGACCGACAUGACCUGCAGCCUGAGUCGUCGUACCGACCGACCCAGCGCUCUCGGAAUGACUCGUCACGGCCGUCCGUUACGGUGAAGCAGUCCAGCUGCACGCAGCUCCCUGUCAUCGACGAAGAAGACCAGAAGCUCUUUGCCAAGGCCGGCGCCAAUCGCGGCAUGCAUCCCUGCCGCAAUGAGCGGCCGCAGAGAUUUCACGCUCGCCGCCAUGGUGACCCUCGCAGAAGAUCGGUGACAUCUUGAGCGAUCGCAGAGGUGCUUGUGUCAAAGCGACCAAGCUGUGAAAUAAUCUAAACGGACUCUAUUCGUCGUGGGUCUAAUCACCAACGGUCUGGACGCAUCCUGCAUCGGGAUGGCCGAAUCCGACGCCGACAUCAGCAACCGGCGGACUGAAGUGAGUUGCAAGCUCAUUGCAGCCACCUCAGUGGAAUUGCCUCCAGACCCGAAGCAACUAGGUGCACACUAAGCCUAGACGUGCCACCGAAGUUUCGACGCCCCAGUGCUUCCUCUUGCAGAAACUCGCGGAAAUCCCCCCGUGGAUGUAACCUCGAGGACUGCUUCCGUGGAAAUGCCUACCGGUUUGUAUGCGUGUGUGGCUUCAGCAGAAUGUGUCCAGAUCGUGCAAUCCUGCAAGCCAUUCGCAGCAAGGGGGCAAAAGACGUGGUUCGGGGCUGAGGUUAUUGUGAGGACAGCCACGGUUAAAGUGUGCGGAGGCAAAUUAGCCUCACGAGGUGGAUCAGCAAGACCACUUACGCUAAGGAUGAGGUAGUUCUAUUCAAUUGUAUAUACCUUUGAUAGAUGAGAAGAGCAAUACAUGCACAAACACAUAUCAUUAAA
Molecule: messenger RNA, 1953 nt
Organism: Aspergillus welwitschiae
Lineage: Eukaryota; Fungi; Ascomycota; Eurotiomycetes; Eurotiales; Aspergillaceae
Exons: 2
Coding region: 445-1359 (304 amino acids)
Source: RefSeq, a predicted model, not a curated record